UGUUGUAAUCAUUGUAAUGGAAUGAUUUUAGAAUGUGUAGGAGAUGAUUCUUACUGCUGUCUGGUAAAUAGAAACAGUUAUCUACUACUGAAACACCAUCAUCAUAGACAUGGCGGGGAAAAGACAUUGUUCAUUGUUUUGUUCACCACAACCUAUAGCUAGGCUGGUACAGAUAUUCCCAAAACUUGCGAUAAUUUUCUUUGUGAUUCAUUUCACUGUGAUAAUUUACUCAUUUUUGAGCCCCUCACCACAUGCAAUGAAGUCCAACGAUGUCCCACCUGGAGUUGUUGAUGAUAAGAUGCAGUCAGUUGGAAAUCAUAUUAGAAUUAAUGCAAAUAUAAAUGCUAGUGAUAAUAAUAUAUUGCAUCCAAGACACGAUGAUGUCCCUUCAAGCAACAAGACCAAGUCUUUGUUACUUCAGAAACUCAUCCCCAAUGGUAUCCAUGGUAACAAAGGUAGAAAAUAUUCCAACAUACAAGUUAAUGUUCACAAGAGAAGUAUAAAAAGAUGAGAAGGAUUACUACUAGUAUGAUUUAUAGUUUAUAUGCAUGCUGGAUUUUUUUGUGAUGUUGCUAUGGCAACAAUUGUUGGUAAUCAUGAAAUAUAAAGAGCAAAUAGUGAUUAGCUGGUGAUAAAGAUAUGUACAUACAAAUGCAUGCUUAAAAGAAGAUUUUGUAUCAGAGCAACAUUUUUGAAAGGAAGGUUCUUCAAGAUGGUACAUGUGAUAAAUACGCAUUAUAUAUUGUUUAAUUGAAAUGUAUUUGAUGUGAUGCUUUACUCCAAAAUUAUGUUUGUAGCUUGACUUAUAUUUUACAAUUUUGAUACAUUUAUGUUAGAUAAAUUAUGAAUAUCAUUACUAUGCAAAGCAUUAGUGCCAUAUUUGCAUUUAGGCAACACUAUGCCCAUUUUCUUUCUUGUUAAUCUGAAUUAAGUAUUUUUAAAAAAAAUGUCUUUUAUAAUGAUGGUUUGUUUACCAAAAUUUGAUAAUAACAAUUAUUUGAAAAAAACUUUUUAAAGGACUGUACCACAUAUUUUGAUUACUGGUCAGUUCCGCAGGAAAUAUACAGAUCACAUUGGUUAUUGAUUACAAAACAAUGAAACUGAAAACAAUCAAAGUUAAAUUUUACGGAUAAUAAUUAUAUGACAUUGAUAGCUGGAUGGGCAUUAUUUCACUUCAAAAUCUCACUUCUUUACAUUAAUUAAUCUUAAAAUUUGAUAUUUGUUGUUAUAAGAACAAUUUGCCAAUCAGUCAAGUAAGAUGAUGUAACCUAAUGUUAAAAUAUUUUCCAUGCAACUACAACAUAUGAUGUAGCAUUUAGACUUAGUCAGGCUUGUGUUCAUCAUAAAGGAUUGUAUUGCAUUAUAAUAACAAUUAACCUUACAUGCUAAAUAUGUGAAUUGCACUUGUCCAUCUUUCAACCAGGAAAAAAACAUUUCAUAAAUUUGGGUGGAAAUUUUCAAAAGACUUAAUAACAAGUAGUGCAGUCCAUGAUCAGAUGGCACUUCUUGGUCUGCACUGGUUACAUUAAAGAAUUCUUUGCUGAUAGAGUUAAAGAAACGUUAAAAAUGGCAUUUUCAGAAGAUAUAAAAUAUACCAAUGAUUAUAGUGAUAAAAAAUUUGCAUUUGAAUAUUUUUUUGUCAUAAAAAACAACAACAACAAAAACAAACAACAACAACAAAUGUGAAAUAAGUGAGUUAUAAUUUGAACAAUGCGCCUUGCCUUCCAAAACUAUCCAGUCUUCUCAAGAUUUGUGAUUCUUCUGAUGUAAUCAGAGAAGGAUACAAGUAUAUGAUUGUAGGUUCUUACAAAAAAAGGUGAAGAAAUGAUGGUGUUCAGUUUGCCUUUGAAUAAUUAAGUUUUGGGUUUUAUAUAUUGUAAUUAUGUUUUUUCAUAUAUUUGUCAUCUGAUUGCUCAUUAAAUGAGUUAACAACCAGUGAUGUUACAAUAGUUGAAGUAAUAGAUAAGUUACCAUGAUUUACAUGAUCUGUUUUAUUUGCUUGUCAUGUAGUUUCCAAAUCAAUUACAUUCCAAUAGGAUUAUAUCAGUUUUAUUGUAUCUUUUUACUACCAUCUUACUUGUGCAGGAAUAUGCUGAUUCAUAGGGCUUAUUAACCUUUUGAGCACUUCUUAAUUACAUUUAUAAGCAUUUUGUGCAUUGGUCUCUAUUGUUUGUGGAUGAUAUUAUGAGUAGAUGAACUCUCAAUUGUUUAGAGAGGAUAAAAUUGAAAGUUAUGGCUACUUAAUAUUGUUACUGUCGAACACCCAAGUCACAUAAUUUCUGUUUUAUGUGAUUGUUAAUGUUAUGUAAUUUCAUAGAUAAUGACACUCAUUACGAUUAUAUUAUUCUUUAAAUUACUGCCUAACUUGCAUUGGACUACGAUGAUUCUUACUGCUAAAUAACCGUGUGUGCACUUACCUGUAAGGUUAUCUCAUUAAGCGAGACUCACCUGUAAGUUGAAGGUUGAUCAUAAUUUCAUCCAGCACAAAUCUCCCUCGGGGCUCACACAGAUUACCGACGCAACAUCAACCCCCAAGCUCGGUCAUACUUAAGAAUGAUUUCUAGCGUGCAAGAAAGGUAUUUAAGCAGGAAUCAAACGGGAAGGAUGGAUGGGCGUGUGAGCCCUAAGGGAGAUUUGUGAUGGAUGAAAUUAUGACCAACCUGAAACAUAAGGUAAGUCUCGUAGAUCAAUCAAUUUCAUCCAACACAUAAUCUCCCUUAUAGGCCCCAGAUUUGUUUAGAAACAUAUUUCUAAUUUAAAGUAAUUGAAGUUGUACAAUAAAACUAUAAUUCUUCUCUAUUGCAUAAUAUAUGAAAUUUAAUUUGUAUGUUUAUAAUCUGACAAAACAAUAGAAAUUCCUGAAUUAUUAACAUUUUUAGCGAAAAUAAAAGGCAUUACUUGA
This is a messenger RNA of Ruditapes philippinarum (Manila clam), 2902 nucleotides long. RefSeq lists its product as uncharacterized. The transcript has 4 exons. The record is from RefSeq and is a predicted model, not a curated record. Lineage: Eukaryota; Metazoa; Mollusca; Bivalvia; Venerida; Veneridae. Bases 110 to 511 code for a protein of 133 amino acids.